Molecule: messenger RNA, 1574 nt
Organism: Xyrauchen texanus (razorback sucker)
Lineage: Eukaryota; Metazoa; Chordata; Actinopteri; Cypriniformes; Catostomidae
Product: microtubule-associated proteins 1A/1B light chain 3A-like
Exons: 4
Coding region: 124-489 (121 amino acids)
Biological process (GO): autophagosome assembly; cellular response to nitrogen starvation; macroautophagy
Cellular component (GO): autophagosome; cytosol; autophagosome membrane
Molecular function (GO): ubiquitin protein ligase binding
Source: RefSeq, a predicted model, not a curated record
UGUCUCGAGCUGUUUUGCUUACAGUGAGUCAGGAGCUGGAAAAGAAGCGAGGUCAACCGUGAAUUCAACAUAUAACAACAUAUAAAGACCUCCAGUUCCUCUUUACUACAUUAAACUCCAGAAAUGCCGUCCGACAGACCCUUUAAACAGAGACGGAGCUUUGCUGAUCGGUGUAAGGAAGUCCAGCUGAUACGAGAGCAACAUCCCAAUAAAAUUCCGGUUAUCAUUGAGAGGUAUAAGGGGGAAAAGCAGCUUCCUGUUUUGGACAAGACCAAGUUCCUUGUUCCUGACCAUGUUAACAUGAGUGAGCUGGUAAAAAUAAUCAGGCGCAGACUGCAGCUCAACCCCACCCAGGCCUUUUUCCUCCUCGUCAAUCAGCACAGCAUGGUCAGUGUGUCCACUCCCAUUUCUGAGAUCUACGAGCAAGAACAAGAUGAAGAUGGCUUCCUUUACAUGGUGUACGCCUCCCAGGAGACCUUUGGUUGCUAAGCAGGCCGCUCGACCUUUUAGGGAGGACGGCAGAUAGGGAGAGAGAAAGAGAAAUGGCAAGAUGAAGCAGGCUUAACCUAAAUGUAACCACUCUCUUCUCUCUCCAUUAUCCCUGCGCCUCCCUUAGUGGUAUGAAAUUAAAUAAUACCGUUGAUUUUUCUCCAUGUGAUAAAAGUGCAAACCACAGCACUACUGUAAACAUUAUUCUGACCCCUUGAACAGUUUUAAAAUCAUAGGCUCAUUUGUUCUACUUCAUAAGAGAAGCAUAGGUGUUACAUUGUGUCUCAGUUGUUUUACUUACAUUUUAUUACUUUAAUUAGGGUUUUUAUGUAAAAUAAUUAGUGACACAUGUUGCUGUAUAUAGGUGAGUUUUUUUUCUGUGUUUUAGGAGAUUCAUUCGCUGUAACCUUUUUUUUUCUGUCAAAAUCUGUUAACCGAUUUUCAAAUCUUCAGAAUUGUGUACCAAGUAAGCUCACUUUCAUGAGCUGUAGUUUUCAUUUGUGGGCUUCUGUGCAUUAUUAACUCAUUAACUCAUCGUAGAAUAAGAAUAGAUACAGUCUGAUGGUAACUGUACUCAAAAGCCACAUUGAUCUGUACUUUACAUACGUGAGCCAAAAGAACAUUUGAGAUCUUACAGGUGAGGAGUUAGAUGGAUCUUUUGGCAUAAAGUAUUCCGCCAUAAGUGUCACGUUAAUUGAUCUUUGUUAGAUGCGAAUACAAAUGCUUUUUUUUGCACAAAACAUUUGAGGACAAACUCUAUUUCAAGUGAAAUGAUUAUAGCACAUCAUUCUAUUCUCCUUUAUUUUUUUUCUUCUCUGUGUCACCAUACGAGAAGUAUGCCUUCUGUCAAAUCUUAGAUGAAGGGAUUGUGAUGCACUACAUUGCACGUUUUUUCCCCCUCAACUUUUUAUAUUGAUUUAUGCUAUAGAUUUGUUAUUUCAGCUUUUAUUUAAAGCAGAAUAACUGAAAGACUUUUUAGAUGUUUUGAAACCAAAAAGAAAAAAAAUACAAAAAAAACUGAAAUGUGUAUGUUUGAAAUGUUAAAAAAACAAAAGUGUGUGUGUAUAAAUCAUUGUAUGAAAUUA